AUGUCAAAUAUAAUCCCAGCUGAACGCACUCUCAACUUGAAGCCGAGGGUCUGGCAAGAAUUGAAUGACACCAUUGACAAAGAGAAGGCCAUCAACUUGACACGGGGAUCUCCAGAUUUCAUAUUCACCAAUCGCGUGCUGAGAAACCUCCGGUAUGUCGCCGAUGACAACGUGUCACCGUCGCUGCAUCAGUACGCCAGAUCAACCGGACACCUGCGUCUGGUGAAUGCCCUGGCAAAGCUUUACAACCAACGGUUCCGUCACGACCCGUGCGUUUCUGGUGAAAUCCCGGAGAAUCUGCGAGAGGCCACCUUCGGUGCUGAUCGAUGCAUUAAUCCGUUGACUGAGAUAAUCAUCAGUGUUGGCGGCGUCGGUGCCCUGUCGACGAUAUUUCUAGCACUCAUCGACCCAGGUGAUGAGGUUGUCGUGAUUGAGCCCGCCUUCGAUUGCUACGCGCCGCAAAUAGAGGCUGCAGGAGGCGUCUACGUGGGUGUUCCAUUAGUUCCGCCAAAGGAUACGAAGUGCCGUGUCGAUAGCAGCGAAUUCACGGUCGAUUGGGAGGAGCUGGAAUUGAAGAUCACGAGGAAGACGAAGAUGCUUCUGCUGAACACUCCCUGCAACCCAGGUGGGAAGGUGUUUACAAAAGAGGAGAUAAAGAAAAUCGCCGACAUUUGCAUUCGCCAUGACCUCAUCUGCUUAUCUGACGAAGUCUACGAGUGGCUUGUGUUUCCACCUCACAAACACUACAAGAUUGCCUCUUUCCCCGGCAUGUGGGAACGCACGAUAACCGUGGGCAGUGCCGGCAAGGUGUUCGGUGUGACGGGUUGGAAGAUUGGGUGGACGAUUGGACCGGAGCUAUUCAUCAAUGCGAUGCAGUUGAUUCAGCAGAACACCACCUACGCGAUGUGGACCCCUCUGCAGGAGGCCCUUGCGCAGACAAUUGAGGAAAUGAUUUCAACCUUGGAUACCAACGACUGCUUCUUCCGGAAACUGUCGCUUCAGAUUGCAGAGAAGCGAGACCGCUUUGCGAACGCCCUUGAGUCAGUCGGACUGUGUCCAGUCAUUCCACAGGGCGGCUUCUUUAUGCUUGCCAACAUAUCCAAUGUCGAGGGACCGAAGCGAGAGAAGGACGACAAGCGACCCUACGACGUCGUAUUUAACGAGUGGAUGAUGAAGAACAAGGGCAUCGCCGGCGCCCCACUAUCCGCCUUCUUUAACGAUGCCAAUAGUUCCUUUGCAGAUGACUACCUUCGUUUCUGCAUCGUCAAGGACGAUUCUACCCUUGACAAGGUGGAAGAGUGCCUCAAGAAGUGGUGA
Messenger RNA from Mesocestoides corti, 1317 nucleotides. Lineage: Eukaryota; Metazoa; Platyhelminthes; Cestoda; Cyclophyllidea; Mesocestoididae. The record is from the annotation of a GenBank genome assembly.